AUGAUUAUGGCAGCGGAGGAGCCAUUUGCCAAAUCCAAGACCGGGAUCAAAGUGAUCAUUGUCGGAGCAGGCACGCAGAUCCAAACGCAGGCUGCAGGAUUCGGAGGCCUCACAGCAGCUAUAGAAUGUCACCGACAAGGCCACGAUGUGGAGAUCUAUGAGUCUUUCCCGAUCCUGAAACCGCUCGGAGACAUCAUAUCGUUUGGAGCCAACGCCGGGCGGAUAUUUCGACGUUGGGGAACGGACGGUUCGAUAGCAAAGACGAUGAGAUCACUCAGCAUCGACCUGGUGAAACAUGGCUUCAGGAUCCACAAGUAUACGGGCGAACACAUCAUUACCCAGCCCACGCCUCCGCAGGAUCCGGAUGCCCCAGUGUUCAACGGCCAUCGUGGAGAAUUGCACGAAGUGGUCUUCAAUUAUGCCAAGGAUGACCUCAAGAUACCCAUCCAUCUCGGGCAGAGAGUCGAAAAGUAUAUCGAAGAAGAGGACAGGGCGGGUAUCGAGCUCACCACGGGCGAAAAGGUCUACGGCGACGUGGUCAUCGGAUCCGAUGGCGUAAGAUCGAAAGCACGCGAACUGGUCCUGGGGUAUGUCGACAAGCCGAAGAGCAGCGGAUAUGCAGUGUUCCGUGCCUGGUUUCCAAACACCGAUAUGAUCGCGGACCCCAGAACCAAGCAUUUCUGUGAUAAUGGAGAUACAUUCAAUGGGUGGAUUGGACAGGACGUGCAUUUUCUGUUUUCGACCAUCAAGAAUGGCAGCGACUGCUGUUGGGUGUUGACACACAAGGACGAGGCAGACAUCGACGAGUCGUGGUCGUUCCCAGGGAAGCUGGAGGAUGUGUAUAAAGUGUUCGAAGGCUGGGAUCCCUUAUGCAAGACCAUCGUUUCGAAGACGCCCGAAAGCCACCUCGUCGACUGGAAAUUGGUGUACAGAGAUCCACUGCCCACGUGGAUCAGCAAGGCAGGCCGCAUUGCUUUGCUGGGAGAUUCAGCACAUCCUUUCUUGCCGACAUCGGCUCAAGGGGCCACGCAAGCCAUGGAGGAUGGCGUGACAAUCGCAAUCUGCCUACGACGGGCAGGAAAGGAGGAUGUCCCAGAUGCUGUGCGGACCUACCAAAGAAUCAGAUACGACCGCGUCAAAGCUGUGCAAAAGACUGGAGAGACAACACGCGAUAUGUGGCACAAAGCCGACUGGGAGAAGGUCAAGAAGGACCCAGAAUCAGUGCAGUUCCCUCGCCAGGAUUGGAUCCACGGCUUUGAUGCCGAGAAGCACGCUGAGGAGGUGUUUGACCACGAAUUUGGGCAGGUCAAAGCUGCAGUCAAUGGUACACACCAAGCUGGAUCUGAGAGUGCUGUGACUGAGAAGAUCAGAGCCGAACCAGACGUUACGUGCGAGGCUGUAGCAGUUCCCGUGGACCACAAGGCUGAGCCAGUGGCCAGCUCGGCUUAG
Exophiala dermatitidis NIH/UT8656 is the source of this 1449-nucleotide messenger RNA. Its product is annotated as salicylate hydroxylase. The transcript is spliced from 6 exons. Bases 1 to 1449 code for a protein of 482 amino acids. NCBI's taxonomy places the organism in Eukaryota, Fungi, Ascomycota, Eurotiomycetes, Chaetothyriales, Herpotrichiellaceae. The record is from RefSeq and is a predicted model, not a curated record. Gene Ontology annotation, molecular function: monooxygenase activity; FAD binding. Gene Ontology annotation, biological process: secondary metabolite biosynthetic process.